AUGUCUCGUUCUCCAGAUCUCUCAUCGAUAUUUGUCCUCUCGUUCACCUCCAGCGACGCGCACGCCCCGGACCAGGCCAUCAAGUCUGUUGCUCACGCUGCGGCCAGCGCGCCCGGCACUAUUGCCACCUAUGCCGGGCUGCAGGUCGAACCCGGCCCCCACGGUGCGAAGAUCCUGUGGUUGGUAGUCGAGUCGACGGCUUGGCAUCAAAAUACCCCCGGCUCUAUUCCCGAGCCCGUCGCCGACGUCCUUCGAAAGAUUGCCGACCCGGCCAACGCCAAGGUGUAUCAUAUCCCGUUCCCGUCCAUUGCUCUACCGGCGACGACGGGGCCGCGCCCGUCAUUCGACUCUCCUGUUUGUGAAGUCGCAACUGUACGCCUUAGAAGACCCGAAAACCGCCAAGGGUUGGCAAAAAUAUGGGACAUGUUCUAUGGGUCUGAAGGAGCGCAAGGGGCGGUCGGUAUUACGCGUGAAGAUGACCAACUCUAUUUUGCCGUUAGGGGUUACGCCAGCGUCGAGGCCCACCUGCAACUGAUCGCCGACACUCCAAUCUAUGCGACCCUUGUUGGCGAGGUCAACGAUUUGGCGGAAACCUCGGUCGUACAUGUAGCGUUCCAGAUGUAUUGA
This is a messenger RNA of Punctularia strigosozonata HHB-11173 SS5, 627 nucleotides long. RefSeq lists its product as uncharacterized. The coding region runs from base 1 to 627 and encodes 208 amino acids. The record is from RefSeq and is a predicted model, not a curated record. The transcript has 4 exons. Lineage: Eukaryota; Fungi; Basidiomycota; Agaricomycetes; Corticiales; Punctulariaceae.